GACUCACUAAAAAUCCUCUUUUCUUUUUUAUAUUGAUAACAUCUCAUCAUUGGGAUAAGCCAAAAUGGGAGUCCUUUCUUCUCAUAGAAUACAACUAUUAUUAUUUCCCAUUGUUGUGUUGCUUUGGUCAGCUUCAGCUGCAAAUUCAGCUAACAACACUUUUCUUCAUUGCCUCGUGAACCAUUCUGAGCCUUCUCACCCCAUAACUUCAGCAAUUUUCACACCAAACAACACCUCAUUCUCUUCAGUAUUGGAAGCCUACAUUAGAAACCUUCGUUUCAACACCUCCACAACCCGUAAGCCAUUCCUCAUAAUAACUGCACUUCAUGUAUCCCACAUACAAGCAUCCAUUAUUUGUGCUCAAAAACACAACUUGCAAAUGAAAAUCCGAAGUGGUGGCCAUGACUAUGAGGGUGUGUCUUACGUGGCAGAGGUUCCAUUCUUCAUCCUUGACAUGUUCAAUCUAAGAACCAUUGAGGUUGACAUAGGCACUGAAACCGCUUGGGUCCAAGCUGGUGCAACACUUGGUGAAGUUUAUUAUAGAAUUGCUGAGAAGAGUAAAACCCAUGCUUUCCCAGCAGGGGUUUGUCACACAGUUGGGGUGGGAGGACACAUAAGUGGUGGUGGCUAUGGCAACAUGAUGAGAAAAUAUGGUCUCUCAGUGGAUAAUGUUAUUGAUGCACAAAUGGUUGAUGUUCAAGGUAGAUUGCUUGAUAGAAAAUCCAUGGGUGAAGAUCUCUUUUGGGCCAUCACAGGUGGUGGUGGAGCUAGCUUUGGUGUUGUUCUUGCCUACAAAAUAAAGCUAGUUCGAGUUCCAGAAAUUGUCACUGUUUUCCAAGUUGGGAGAACCUUAGAGCAAAAUGCCACUGAUAUAGUUUACAAUUGGCAGCAUGUUGCACCAACUAUCGACAACGAUCUUUUCCUUAGGGUUAUCUUGGACGUUGUGAACGGUACACGAAAUGGAACAAAGACUGUAAGAGCUAGGUUCAUAGCUCUAUUCCUUGGUGACUCCAAAAGCCUUGUUUCUCUCUUGAAUGACAAGUUUCCUCAAUUGGGUUUGAAGCAAUCUGAUUGCAUCGAAACGAGCUGGCUUCGAUCUGUGCUGUUUUGGGACAACAUAGACAUUGCAUCCUCACUUGACAUUUUGCUUGAGAGACAACCACGAUCACUCAACUACUUGAAAAGGAAAUCUGACUAUGUGAAGAAACCGAUUUCCAUAGAGGGUUUUGAAGGGAUUUGGAAGAAGAUGAUUGAGUUGGAGGAUACACUAUUUCAAUUCAAUCCUUAUGGCGGAAGAAUGGCUGAGAUUCCUUCAACAGCAUCUCCUUUCCCUCAUCGAGCUGGGAACCUAUGGAAGAUCCAAUACCAAGCGAAUUGGAAUAAGCCAGGGAAAGAGGUAGCAGAUCACUACAUAAACUUGACAAGAAAACUUCACAAGUUCAUGACUCCUUUUGUCUCCAAGAACCCUAGAGAGGCUUUCUACAAUUAUAAGGACCUUGACUUGGGGAUUAACCACAAUGGUAAAAACAGCUACGCUGAAGGGAGAGUUUAUGGAGUGGAGUAUUUCAAGGAUAACUUCGACAGGUUGGUUCAAAUAAAGACCAAGGUUGAUCCCCAUAAUUUCUUUAGGAACGAACAAAGCAUCCCUACGCUGUCAUAUAGGAAGGGUUAGAAUAAUGGUGACUAAUAUUUUCUUUUUCUUUUUUGUAUUCAAAGAUUAGUUUUUUCUAUGGUUUGUUGUUGCUUUGUUUGUCUGUAAUAAAUUGGAUUGUGGAAAUAAAUAACUUGGUGUUAAAGCUUGUUA
Glycine soja is the source of this 1804-nucleotide messenger RNA. RefSeq names its product berberine bridge enzyme-like 8. Lineage: Eukaryota; Viridiplantae; Streptophyta; Magnoliopsida; Fabales; Fabaceae. The transcript has a single exon. The coding region runs from base 65 to 1672 and encodes 535 amino acids. The record is from RefSeq and is a predicted model, not a curated record. Gene Ontology annotation, molecular function: oxidoreductase activity; FAD binding.